CGAAAAAAAAAAAAAUAACGCUUACUAUAUCAACACGCAUGCGUUCGUUGUAAUAGUUAGUUAGUUUCACUACGCCACAAGUAGCGUUACGCAGUUUAUUGCUUUCUAUCGGCGUUGUUGACGGAUAAGUGUUCCUAAGACUGAGACUUAAUUUUUUGAAGUCAAUCAAAUAACAAACAAAUAUUCAAAAUGAUACGUUCCAUAUGCAAACUACCUCACAAACUAGCUGGACAAAUGGCUGUCGAUAUUCUAUCUAGAAGUAUGGCUAGUCAGGCCCCACAAAAAAUGGAAGAUUACUUCAAAGGCAAAAAGUUUAUCGUCACAGGAUCUUGUGCUGGUAUGGGUGAAAAAAUUACAGAGAGGUUAGUAGAUUUGGGUUCAUUUGUUUACGCAGUGGUGGAGAAGGAAGAGGGCGCUGCUAAAGCAUUACCAAAUACUAAACAAGUAUUUUGCGAUGUAUCAAAUUGGGAGGACACUUAUAAAAAAAUGUACGACAUUGGUCCAGUACAUGGUUUAGUCAACAACGCCGGUGUAGCAGUUAUCGAGCCAUUUUUCGAUGUCACCGAACAUGGUUGGGAUAAGACUUUAAAUAUCAACGCCAGAGCCUUAGUGAGAAUAAGUCAGGCAGUGGCAAAAAAUAUGAUCGAUGCCGGUAUCAAGGGAUCUAUUGUAAAUAUUUCUUCGACGAUUUCCACCAGAGCCAUACCCGAUCACACAACAUAUUGUGCAUCCAAAGGAGCCGUGAAUCAAAUUACUAGAACCAUGGCAAUCGAACUGGGAAAGUAUGGUAUCCGUACCAAUAACGUAAAUCCAACUGUUGUGUUGACUCGUAUGGGUAAAAUCGCAUGGUCAGAUCCAGAAAAAUCGGGACCGAUAAUGAGACGAAUCCCGCUUGGCAGAUUUGCAGAAACCGAUGAUAUCGCGAACGCCGUGAUUUUCAUGCUCAGCGACUACUCCACCAUGGUAAACGGAACAGCCCUCGUAGUCGACGGUGGGUUCUUGGCAGGAUAGAUGAGACGACUUCGCUGUGAAACAUAAUCAUUAUGAGAAAUAAUUUCACUAGUUCAAUGUUAAAACAUACUUUCUUUUGUGUGUAUUAUUCCAAGCCGAACAGUAUCUAAUAAUAAUAUGUUAUUAAAUAUAUUUUAUUGUAUCCACUGUGCAAUGACUCUCAUACAAUUUCGACAAUAAACUGUGUACCCUGAAACAUUUAA
Molecule: messenger RNA, 1214 nt
Organism: Myzus persicae (green peach aphid)
Lineage: Eukaryota; Metazoa; Arthropoda; Insecta; Hemiptera; Aphididae
Product: L-xylulose reductase-like
Exons: 6
Coding region: 190-1011 (273 amino acids)
Biological process (GO): xylulose metabolic process; glucose metabolic process
Molecular function (GO): L-xylulose reductase (NADPH) activity; carbonyl reductase (NADPH) activity
Source: RefSeq, a predicted model, not a curated record